Pomacea canaliculata is the source of this 752-nucleotide messenger RNA. RefSeq lists its product as uncharacterized. The coding region runs from base 49 to 456 and encodes 135 amino acids. The transcript is spliced from 2 exons. Lineage: Eukaryota; Metazoa; Mollusca; Gastropoda; Architaenioglossa; Ampullariidae. Gene Ontology annotation, molecular function: nucleic acid binding. The record is from RefSeq and is a predicted model, not a curated record.
ACCCCUUUGUCAGACUUGUUUCUUCCGUAGUGCAUCGAGCUUUACAACAUGCUUCGUUCUCGAGAACGGCCCAGUUCUACCAUUAGACCAUCUAUACAGGCACUUGCCGAGGGCGCAAUGAGGGGGACGCAGAGAAGGGGGCUGCUUCACCACCACAAAGCACCUGCUCACAACGCCCUGAGCAUCAUGCAGUUUCAGGCCGAGAAGAAUAUCGCUGGACUGGAACAACCUCCAUAUCAACCUGUUUUAACUUCAUGUGAAUUUUAUCUUUUCCCCAAGUUCAAGGGGAUCUUCAAGGGAACCUGUUUUGAAGGCGCAGAGGCCAUCAAGAAGGCCGCAAGGGAGCUGAGGGGCAUCCCAGAAGAACCUUUCCAGCAGUGCAUAGAAGCAUGGCAGAGGAGGAUGGAAAAGGGCAUUCGACUCAAAGGAAGUUAUUUUGAAGGGAAAACCAUGUAGUUUGUUGUUUGAAGUUGAAAUAAAUUGUUUCUUACCUUUCAGACAAAGCUCGUAUGUGCUACCCGUUUAUCUCAAAAUGAACAUCAAUUAAACAUUAUCUAAGGUCAACAUUAGUGCAAAAAUGGUUGGGUUGGCAGCAUGGCUGCUUCACUAGAUCGGAAAGAGUAACUUUCUUUGUACAACAAAAAGCAAAAAAAAAAAAAAAGAGAUUUAAAGCUUCAGUUUGAGGACUAAAACCUACCAAUUAAUUGCUGACUAUGUUAUAAUUACUUGACAGUUGGCGGACUGGAAGGGUA